Molecule: messenger RNA, 2380 nt
Organism: Hypomesus transpacificus
Lineage: Eukaryota; Metazoa; Chordata; Actinopteri; Osmeriformes; Osmeridae
Product: gamma-crystallin S-like
Exons: 4
Coding region: 1721-2245 (174 amino acids)
Biological process (GO): lens development in camera-type eye; visual perception
Molecular function (GO): structural constituent of eye lens
Source: RefSeq, a predicted model, not a curated record
AGACGGAUAAGAAAUACACACUGCACGCUGCGCUUCGUUUGUAGUAGGCGGGCAAGAGGGCAUGGACAGAGUGACCACCUCCUUCUGCCUGCAGCUCCUCUGGCCUCCGCCCUCCCUGGUGGUGCAGGGCCAGGUUACAGCCACCACCAGGGAGGGAGCUGUGUCAGGCUGCCAUGUCUGCCCUGCAUCAGGUUAAGUGCCUCCGACAGCCAACCACAAAGUUAUUGGCCAGCAGUGUGUGAGUGUGUGUGUGUGUGUGCGUGUGUUUAGUGUGUGUCUAUAAGUUAGAAAAGGGGAGGCCUGCUUCACUUGUAAAGACGCCUUCUCUUGCCUAGAACCCACUAAAGCUUUGUAUAUUUGCUUAUAGUAUUUAUUUAGUAAAAAAAAAGACAAACAAUAUGAGUUCUUUGACACUAGUUGAUUAAAAAAGAAUGGGUGUAGAAUUGACUGUGAGAGGUCAGAAGAGAAGCUCUACUGAAAGCUUCAAAAUGUCUCAACAGGAGGGACAGGACAAUACGUUGAACACCCUAGUGACUAGUCUACCAUGAAGGAAUACUGCCACCGUGUGGUCGAUGCUGAGCAAACCAGCCAAAACCCCUCUGAGAAAACAAGGAAAAAGUCCCAGACAAAACUCAGAGAGGAAAUAUGGAGGACACCUUAGGAGGAGCGAUUCAGUGAGGGAUCCUCUCCUCCAGAGAUGGUGUUGAUUCAGAGAAGUGCCGGCCAAUAGGCUGAAUAACAUUCAGUUCCAGGACUCAAACAACUACAGAGUGGUAGCUAAGCUAGCCUGCUUCGCUGGCUAAGUCAGAUAAAGUAGCCGAUAGCAUCUUACUGUUCACCUAAAUGAGUGGUGCACUGGUACAGACCUUUCAUACCAUUCUGUUUCAAAUGAAAAAGGAACUUUAUUUUCCCCACAGUAGAAACAGGUCCAUUCUGUAUUCCCCCCCAUUGGUUGAAUCUGCUUCAUACCUAGCAUUCUAAGAAUAAUUGGCUGGCAUAGCUGAUGACUUGAUGGAAACCUCCUCCCAAGCUUUGCCAUUGGAUGACACUGUGAAUUUUAAGCAGCUGUCGCCCUGCUAUUGAUUAUUGUGGCCAAGUGCAGGGGGAGUUGACUCAGCUGUUUUCUGCUCUCAAUGCCUCUGGAACGCUGGAAUCCAACUCAUCUGGUGCUCCAACAGUGUGCCAGGGGUCUUGGCUGGGGACCUGACAGCAGGGAUGUAGAUGUGUGUCUGUGUGUGUGUGUGUGAGUGUGUGAGAGAAACAGACUGCCCGCAUUGUGUGCAAGUGUGUAUCCUACUGUGUGUCAGUCUAGUAGAAUGUUGGCAAUAAAUUGAGAGUUUGCUUGUUUGUGUCUGCUUUGUGUGUGUGUGUGUGUGUGUGUGUGUGUGUGUGUGUGUGUGCAUACAAGUUUGUAUCUGUGUUUACCAUGUUGUGUUGGGGUCCAGAGAACUGAGCUGAACAGAGAACGGGGGUCAAUGGGCGUGUGUCCAGAGCAGCUUUUAUGUCAGGUAAUCCCACUUUGCUUUUCUAGAAAACGUGAAUAGCAUUCGAAUCACUGACUAAAUUUUUGGAUCUCAUUUUCAUGACAAAGCAAUUGUCUGGUUGAUAGACCUCCACUGGGGGAUAUAAAAAGGGAGUGGGGGGGGGAUCAGAGAGACAGCCAGCGCCACUUCACACACGGGCUUAAGGAAAACUACCAGGGCUGAACUCAACAUCAAAGAUGGGCAGGAUCAUCUUCUUCGAGGACAAGAACUACCAGGGCCGUCGCUAUGAGUGCGACAGCGACUGCUCCGACUUCCACACCUACCUGAGCCGCUGUAACUCCAUCCGGGUGGAGAGUGGAGCCUGGGUGCUGUACGAGAGGCCCAACUACACUGGCUACCAGUACGUCCUGACCAGAGGGGAGUACCCAGACUACCAGCGCUGGAUGGGCCUCAAUGAACGAAUCUGCUCCUGCAAGAUGGUCCACUUUGCUGGCGUGGCUCCAUACCAGAUCCAGCUGUACGGAAAGAAGGACUUUGCGGGCCAGGUGUUUGAGGCGACGGAGGACUGCCCCUCGGUCCUGGAGAAGUUCCACUGGAGGGAGGUCCACUCCUGCAAGGUCCAGGGGGGCUGCUGGGUCUUCUACGAGCACCCCAACUACAAAGGACGCCAGUACUUCCUGGAGAAGGGAGAGUAUCGCAAGCCCAUGGACUGGGGCGCUGUGUGUCCCACCGUGCAGUCCUUCAGACGGCUGACAGAGUAACCUCCUCACCCCCACCACCCCAGCCCUCCCUCUCCCUCCGGUCGUACCAGCAAGCCUGCUCCUUUUACGACACCACCGAGCUAGGGGCACCAGGGACACACCACCAGCCGAAAUAAAAAACCUGAGUGGAAAGCA